This is a messenger RNA of Penicillium coprophilum, 3795 nucleotides long. RefSeq names its product inositol polyphosphate kinase VIP1. Gene Ontology annotation, cellular component: cytosol. Gene Ontology annotation, biological process: inositol metabolic process; inositol phosphate biosynthetic process. The transcript has 4 exons. Bases 1 to 3795 code for a protein of 1264 amino acids. NCBI's taxonomy places the organism in Eukaryota, Fungi, Ascomycota, Eurotiomycetes, Eurotiales, Aspergillaceae. The record is from RefSeq and is a predicted model, not a curated record. Gene Ontology annotation, molecular function: 5-diphosphoinositol pentakisphosphate 1-kinase activity; diphosphoinositol pentakisphosphate kinase activity; inositol hexakisphosphate kinase activity.
AUGGAUAAUGCCGCUGAGCACAGCAACGGCUCUGCCGAUGCUGCACCCUUGAGACCCGCAGAACCCACCCACUCGUCGCCUUCACUUGAUAUGGACUCCGAUAAUAAUGAUUUGACACCUACAGGGCCCAUCCUCGAGCCCACAUUGGUGUCACCUAAGCCUCCGUCACCCGCAAAGUCGAUCCAAAGCCAAUCAGGAAGAGCCGAUUCGGGAUUUGACCCUCGCUCCGCCGGUCGAAUGGGACACUCUGCACGCCCCCUAAGCCACGGACCCAGGAGGUUCAGUGGAAGCACGGCUGCCAGUACUGCUGCAAGCUCUAUCAGUGAAGUGGAAUCCGGCUCCCUUAAGCCAUGGAGGAUCGGAGUUUGUGCCUUGGAUGUGAAAGCACGCAGUAAACCGAGCCAGAAUAUCUUGACUCGACUCCAAUCGAAAGGCGAAUUCGAGGUGAUAGUUUUUGGAGACAAGGUCAUUCUCGACGAAGCAGUCGAAAAUUGGCCUGUGUGUGACUUCUUGCUCGCUUUCUUUUCCGAUGGAUUCCCCUUGGACAAAGCCAUUGCCUAUGCUAAACUUCGCAAGCCGCUCUGCGUUAAUGAUCUGCCUAUGCAAAAGGUCUUGUGGGACAGGCGGCUCUGUCUGAGAAUCCUGGAUCAUAUGGGGGUCCCCACCCCGAAGCGACUGGAGGUCAACCGUGAUGGUGGUCCGGUUCUAGAAUCGGUGGAACUAGCCCAGCAUAUAUAUCGUCUUACUGGUAAUGUCUCAAUGUCCGAGGAUGGCGAGGCCUUGAUUGUUGACGGCAAACUGUUCAAAAAGCCCUUUGUCGAAAAACCUGUCAAUGGCGAGGACCACAACAUUCACAUCUACUUUCCGAACGACCAGCAGUACGGUGGCGGUGGAAGAAGGCUAUUCCGAAAGGUCGGCAACAAAAGUUCAGAAUACGAUCCUAAUCUCACUGUUCCACGAUCCGUCACCGAGAAGGAUACAAGUUAUUUGUACGAACAGUUCCUCAGGGUUGACAACGCGGAAGAUGUCAAAGCGUACACCGUGGGGCCAGACUUUUGUCACGCAGAGACGCGCAAAUCUCCUGUGGUCGAUGGCCUCGUUCGGCGCAAUACCCACGGGAAGGAAGUACGAUACAUCACAAAACUUAGCAAGGAGGAGGCAAUAAUCGCAUCCAAGAUCUCAAAUGGAUUCGGUCAAAGAAUUUGUGGUUUUGACAUGCUUCGUGUGGGAGAUAAAAGCUAUGUCAUUGACGUCAACGGCUGGAGCUUCGUCAAAGACAACAAUGAUUAUUAUGAUAAAUGUGCCAACAUUCUCAGAGACAUUUUCUUGGAAGAAAGACGCAAAUGCGAGGGGAUAUCAGAAUCGUCUGAGCCACCCUCGCCGGACAUAGGUCCCCUAUCUAGAAGGAGCACGGCAGGAUCUCAUCGCCAAGCCCUCAAGACACUGCUGAAGUCUCCUAGUACUUCUAGGCUCUAUGGCCAAAACCAGAAAACUACCGAGGCUCCAGAGUCAUGUACUCCAUCUCUGGCGUCAUCUGGGGUAGAGAGUACUGAUGUUGGUGCUGCUCUCAGCAAGUUGAAUUCUCGGGACGCCCACUCCACUACUCGUGGCUAUAGUCCCUCGAACACGAAGUCUCCGGCUCUUUCGGUACAGCACGCUAAUGACGAAGCCCUUCCACCCCUUCCUGCUUCCAAGCAUUCUUGGAAGCUAAAGGGCAUGGUGGCUGUGAUUCGACACGCAGAUCGGACCCCCAAGCAAAAAUUCAAGUUCACUUUCCAUAGCCAACCUUUCGUGAAUUUGCUGAAAGGGCACCAGGAGGAGAUAGUGAUUAAGGGGGAAGCUGCAUUGUCCAGUGUUUCUGAUGCCGUCAAGCAGGCUAUGGAGAAGGGCUUGGAGGACAUGGAGAAGCUCAAACUGCUUCGCACAUCUUUAGAGAAAAAGGGCGGUUGGCCUGGUACCAAAGUACAGAUAAAGCCGAUGUUCCGGAAACGAAAACCAGAAGAAAUGGGAGAGCAGGGCCCACUGGAAGGUUCAACUCCAUUGCCCGAGGCCAAACCCUGUGAAGAGCCCACUACGCCUGUGGCCAAUGAUGGGGAGGGACUGACGCCAGAAAACGAGGACUUGCGUAAAUCACAGACACGAAGUGAUUCUAUUUCAGGUGCGACCUUCUCUCGGUUCUCCGCCGUCGAGAAUGACUUGAUUUUGGACAAACUACAGCUUGUGAUCAAGUGGGGUGGCGAGCCCACACAUGCUGCGCGUUACCAAUCGCAGGAUCUUGGAUUGAACAUGCGGGAUGAUCUCAAGCUGCUGAACAAGGAAGCGUUGAAUAAUGUUCGCAUAUUUACCAGCUCAGAGCGUAGAGUGAGCACCAGUGCACAAAUAUGGGCAUGCUCAUUUUUGGACCAGAAGGAUAUCCCCGAAGACUUGAUACAAGUCCGGAAAGAUUUGCUUGACGACUCAAAUGCCGCCAAGGAUGUCAUGGAUAAAGUGAAGAAAAAGCUGAAAUUGCUUUUGCGAGAAGGGUCUGCGCCUUCACAGUUUGCUUGGCCUAAGGACAAGAACAUCCCAGAGCCUUCGGUUGUCCUUGCUAGGGUAGUCGAACUCAUGAAGUUCCACCGCAGUGUCAUGCGAUAUAACUUUGAGAGACUUGACGGUUCACCGCACAUCUCCCCGACUCCAUCCGAGGACCCUGAGACGUCGAGCCAAUCCUCUGAUAUAUCUGGCAUACAGGGACGUUGGUGCGCGGGUGAAGAUCCUCGACUCUUCAAAGAGCGGUGGGAAAAACUCUUUGCAGAGUUUUGUGACACCGAGAAGGUCGACCCGAGCAAGCUUUCUGAGCUAUAUGACAGUAUGAAAUUCGAUGCACUCCACAACAGACAGUUUUUGGAAUGGGUCUUCAUGCCACAGGACGAUUCCCGCCACUCCGAUGAAGAUCAGAAAAGCAAGAGCGCAGCAAAGACAGACACGAGCGCGGAGGGAAAACUUGGACCGGAAGCUGGGAAUGACAAAUCUGAAGAGCGCAUGGAAAGCCAGACGUUUGUUCAUCGCUUUGGGCUGAGGAAACGCAUCUUCCCUCUCGAAUCACUACCUCACCUUCGGGCACUAGAUGAUUCGUACGAUCACUACUUCAAGCUUUUCCCUGGCUCUCAAUCCUCCAAAUGCAAGGUGGAUGAGCGCUUUUCAAAGCUCCGAGAACUCUACAAGCUAGCGAAGGUUUUGUUCGACUAUGUGACGCCUCAGGAAUACGGAAUUACCGACAGCGAGAAACUCGAGAUCGGCCUCCUAACAUCUCUUCCCCUUCUCCAAGAGAUUGUUCGAGAUCUAGAAGAGGUGCAGGCUUCGCAGGAUGCCAAGUCUUUCUUCUACUUCACCAAGGAAUCUCAUAUCUACACCCUCUUGAAUUGCAUCUUGGAAGGUGGAAUUCAGACCAAGAUUGCCAGGAGUGCUAUCCCAGAACUUGAUUAUCUCUCUCAGAUUUGCUUCGAGCUAUACGAAGCUCGGGACAGUGAAUCGGACUCCUACUCUUACUCCAUCCGCAUCUCAGUCAGCCCUGGUUGCCACGCCUUCGACCCGCUUGACGUGCAACUUGAUUCCAGGCACGCCAUCGGCUGCACCCCACGCCGAAGCCUGACAGCUCAUCAAGAUUGGAAGGAGGUAAUUGAGACGUUGAAGGCGAAAUUCAACACUGUGGAACUACCCAAGACCUUCAUUGCAGUGAACCUCAGUGACAAGCAUAGCUCUCACGGUGAGACUUCACCGACGCCCUCACGUGGUAUUUCCCCAACUCAGGACUGA